AAUCAUUUUAUUUUUAUUCUUUGAUAAUUCAAACAAUUAUUUUUUUUAGUUUGGGUUUAUUGAUUUCACUGAAUAACUCUUGGACUGGUAAUUAUUGUCAUGUAGGCUAUUCUCCUAUAAUUUCACUGCAUUUACAUUGUGUAGUUUUGUUUACUAUUAUCAUUAUUAGUAUUGAUAUAAUUAUCAGGCUACUAGCCGGAGUCUACUGGCUCAACCUCGACUUCCAUUUGAGCAAGUAACUGAAUGAAUGUGUUAGAUGAAUUGAGUGAUUACAGACACGUUGGAUGUGAGGAGUUUGAUGAAUGUGGUGUGUAUGCUGACUAUUUGAGAGAGAAUGGCAUGAAUGCUUUAAGUAUUAUACAUUUAAAUAUUAGGAGUUAUCGGAAAAAUUUUGAUGAUUUUAUCAUUCUUUUGGAAUGCCUUAAACACAAAUUUGAUAUAGUUAUACUGACAGAAACCUGGUUGAGUCUUGAUGAGAACAUAACACAUUUAGAGGAAUACUGUCGUUUCCGUACAUCUGUUAAAUUCAAUCAGAAUGAUGGAGUAUUGAUUUAUGUAAGAUCUGAACUUAAUGCGUCCUGUAAAGAGAUUAAUAUUGGAGGAGUAAAUUGUUUAGAUUUGGAUUGCUAUAGAGAUGGGCAGAAGUUUGGAGUUUUGUGUGUUUAUCGCUGUCAGGGCCUGGACUUGUCAAAUUUUAUCGGUGGACUUGAAGAUAGGUAUGAUGAUAGGAGAAAUAGUUUUAACGACACCAUCGAGAUUAUAGCCGGUGAUAUCAAUUGUAAUAUCCUCUUAAAUCAAAUAAACAAUAUCAGUAAUAGAUACCUAGAUGCGCUUUAUGAGGCCGGUUUUGUUUCUUGUGUUAACGUUCCUACAAGGCGGACGGCCUUCACUUCGACCUGCAUUGACCAUAUUUUUGUCAAGCACGUUGAUGUGGAGGCCCUCCGUCCAGCUGUUCUCCGUUGUGACAUUACCGACCAUUAUGCGACAUCAAUACUAAUUAAAAAUAAGAACUACUCACCCAACAUGAGACCUGCACCUCUCUAUGCUUCCAUUGACUACUUGAAAUUAUCAGAGACUGUUUCACGACAAAACUGGGAUGAUAUAACCACAAUAGAAAGCGUCAAUCAAUGUACUGAAUCCUUAUUAGAAAAAUCAAAGAAGUACAAGAUAGUUGUACUACUCACAAAUCAAAAACCGUUAAAUCUAAAAAAAUAAAACCCUGGAUCACCGAUUCGCUUGUUAACUCCAUUAAAAAAAGAAAUAAAUUGAGUAAGCUUGUUAUCAGACAACCAUUUAAUUUGCAAUUAAAAUUAUACUAUAAUAACUAUAGAAAAACCUUGAACAGAUCAUUAAAAAAUACCAAAAAUAGCUACUACAGGCAAAAAUUACUAUCCGCUACUAAACCCAUAUCAUUUUGGAGAACUAUUAAUGAGAUAUCG
Messenger RNA from Nilaparvata lugens (brown planthopper), 1439 nucleotides. RefSeq lists its product as uncharacterized. The record is from RefSeq and is a predicted model, not a curated record. The transcript is spliced from 2 exons. Bases 244 to 1215 code for a protein of 323 amino acids. Gene Ontology annotation, molecular function: catalytic activity. NCBI's taxonomy places the organism in Eukaryota, Metazoa, Arthropoda, Insecta, Hemiptera, Delphacidae.